GGAAAGCCAGCAUUGUCGGCUCGGAAGGGGCUUGCAGUAACGGGAAAGAAGAGGGGAGCCUGGCUACGGCUCAGGCAUGAUCCGAAUCUACCUCUUGGAGGGAAAGGCCUUUGUGUGGAACUACGCAGAUGUGUGGCGAAUCCGGGAGGAACAUCGCAUUGUUGGUGUGCUGGUGGGGGCUUUGCCUCGGAAACCACGACAGAAUGUGCGGCUUGGCCUGCCCUUGGAGUUGCUCCCUGAGGAGGCUCGGCUGUUAUUGGAAAAGGGGUUGGCAAUUUUGGUUAAGAGCCCAACAUCCCAGUCCCUUGAUGAUGGGAAGAGCCAGGAUCCCUUAUUGCCAGGGAAAGUGGCUGCCUAUGAGAUGGAGCUAGAGGAGAACUACCAGGAGCAGCUGAGGCUCUCUGCAAAACAGAGGAAGGCUGUCUUGGACUCUCUUGCAGACCGUAUAGCCCAGGGCCGAGCAAAGAAAUGGCAACGGAAGGGAGAAGGAGGCGAUCCCCUUGUACAGCCUGCAGAGUCGGGUUCUGGUUUUGUACUUCCCCAAGAAUCGAUGAUGAUCCAGCUGCCCACUGAACGGAGUGAGAUAACUCAAGAAGAGGAAGUAGACUGGCACGUAGCAGCCCAGCUCUGGCCUUAUGCUGGACAAGAGCACCAUGAGAUGCGCUACUGCAUUUUCAGGGACCUCUGGGAACGAGGCUAUUACGUCACAACUGGGAGCAAAUUUGGGGGCGACUUCCUCAUUUAUCCAGGUGACCCCAUGAGGUUCCACGCCCAUUACAUCGCACUCUGUUUUCCCAAAGAGGUGCCAAUCUCUCUGCGUGACAUCAUCAGUGCUGGACGCCUUGGCACCAACGUCAAGAAGACUGUGUUGCUCUGUUCAGUGGACCAGGACGGCACCGUAGCAUAUACAUCCUUGCGGUGGAGUGGGAUGCAGUGAGAACAGGGAGGAAAGGCUCUGGUCUUAGGACUCGCAUUUCCGACAGUGGCGAGGUCUGGACUUGUUAGGAUAUGCUUUGACAAGAACAAUUCUCUCGUAUUCUUCAUCAGCUCAGCAUCCUCCAGAGUUCCCAGAAUUCUCAGCCACCAUGGGUAAAAGCACUCGGAAUUCUGGGAGUUGCAGUCUCAGUACAUCUGGACUGAGGAAAUUUGUUGACAUUAGAUAGUCCUUGGGUUCUGACGGCGAUUGGGACCGAAAUUUCCAUCUCUAAGUGAUGCUGUUGUAAAGUGCAAUGUCACGUGACUGCAUUGCUUAGCAAUGGCAAUCCCAGCAGUCCCUGUUGCUGUCAUAACCCCAAGACCGUGCAGGUCGUUAAGCGAGGAUAUCACGUGACUGCAACAUGGGAAGAAGUGGGAGUCCCAGGCAAGCAGGCUGGCAGGCAAGAGCUGUGGGCAGGUGGGCGCUACAGAGCAUGGGUGGGUAUUGCAGGUGUGUGCAACAGGUGGGCACUAUGGAGUGCAGGCAGGCAGAAAAGCGGUGGGAGCGACUUGCAACCUCCUGCCGGUUUCCCCAUCAGCUUUGCUUGUGGGAAGCCGGCAGGGAAGGUUGCAAAUGGUGAACAUGUGACUGCAGGAUGCUGCCAGUCAUAACUGUAAGAUGGUUGCCAAGCGCUGAAUCUUGUGUGUCUACAGGGAUGCUGCAACAGCUGUUAAGUUUUUAAGUACCCCUUGUUCGGCGCCAUCGUAACUUUGAGUGGUCGCUGAAUGGAUGGUCUUAACCCAAGGACUACCUAUAAUCACCGUUACACUUACGCAUAUCAGUUAUAAAAGAAUCCAUAGCCACCCCCAGUAUUUGUUGUU
Candoia aspera is the source of this 1797-nucleotide messenger RNA. RefSeq names its product tRNA splicing endonuclease subunit 34 (gene TSEN34). Gene Ontology annotation, biological process: tRNA splicing, via endonucleolytic cleavage and ligation; tRNA-type intron splice site recognition and cleavage. Gene Ontology annotation, molecular function: tRNA-intron lyase activity; nucleic acid binding. Bases 77 to 937 code for a protein of 286 amino acids. Gene Ontology annotation, cellular component: tRNA-intron endonuclease complex. NCBI's taxonomy places the organism in Eukaryota, Metazoa, Chordata, Lepidosauria, Squamata, Candoiidae. The transcript has 5 exons. The record is from RefSeq and is a predicted model, not a curated record.